Ostreococcus lucimarinus CCE9901 is the source of this 1386-nucleotide messenger RNA. RefSeq lists its product with no specific name. NCBI's taxonomy places the organism in Eukaryota, Viridiplantae, Chlorophyta, Mamiellophyceae, Mamiellales, Bathycoccaceae. The transcript has a single exon. The record is from RefSeq and is a predicted model, not a curated record. Bases 1 to 1386 code for a protein of 461 amino acids.
AUGCGCCGGCGAUUCCCGCGCGCGGUGACGCUCGCGGCGACGACGUACGUCGCCGCGACGCUCGCGCUCGCGCGCUGGACCGACGACGACGACGGCGCGACGCGUCUCCGGCGACGACUGCUCGCCGCUGACUCGACCACGCCGCUCUGGCGAUACGCGCUCAUCCCGUUCAUCGCCGCCGCCGUGGGCUGGGGGACGAACGUCGUCGCGCUGAAGAUGACGUUCUAUCCGCUCGAGUUCUUCCCGGGGUUCUUGAGGUUUGCGCAAGUGAAAGGGCAGCCGUUCGGCGCGCUCGGCGGAUGGCAAGGGAUCAUCCCGAGCAAGGCGGGAGAGAUGGCGGAGAUAUUGGUCGAUCUCAUGACGAAGAAAUUGAUCGAUAUCAAGGAAAUUUUCACGAGGUUGGAGCCGAAAACGUUCGCGAGCAUCAUGGAUCCCGAGAUGCGGUGCGUGACGGAGGAUAUAUUUGAGACGGUGCUCGCGCGGGAGGCGCCGACGUUUUGGCAAGGAUUGCCGAGAGUGGUGCGGGAGGAGAUGGUCGCGGAGGCCAUGGCGCAAUCGAGUGGGUUGUUGGAAGACAUAAUCGCGGAUUUGAUGGAAAAUGUGUACGACGUGCUGGAUUUGAAGACGAUGGUGGUGACGCUGGCGGUGAAUAAUAAGGACAAGGUGGUCAACAUGUUUCGAGAAGUCGGCGCGAAUGAGUUCGUAUUCAUCGAGCGGAGCGGGAUUUACUUUGGUUUUGCGUUUGGUUUGGUGCAGAUGGUGGUGUUUUACUUUGUCGACAAGCAUGCUCCGGAGCAGGGAGUGUGGUUGCUUCCAUUUUUCGGAUUCGCCGUGGGCUACCUCACGAAUUUCGUCGCGUUGAAGGUGAUUUUCCAGCCAAUCGAGCCAAAGCGCGUGUGCGGCGUCACGUUGCACGGCGUGUUUUUGAGGCGCCAAAACGAAGUGAGCGAAGAGUUUGCGCGCUUGAAUCAACUUCACUUUUGCAACGCCGAGAACUUGUGGGAAGAGAUGAUGAACGGAACGUACAAGGAAAAGUUUGAAGCCCUCGUGCGACGAAACGCCGAAAACUUUUUUGAUAAAGCCAUCGGCUCGGUGACGACGGCAAAGCUCAUCAUCGGCGCGGAAAAGUAUGACGAAAUCAAGUGCACCAUCGUAGACAUGAUUUUUGCUUCGAUUCCCGAUUGCGUGCCCGUGACAUACGAUUAUCAAAACGAAGCGCUCGGCAUCGAGGAUACGGUGCGCGAGCGAAUGCAAAAGCUUCCUGCAAAGGAUUUCGAGCGCGUUUUGCAUCCGGUUUUCGAGCAAGACGAAAUCAAACUCAUCGUCGUGGGUGGGGUAUUAGGCGCUUUGACGGGCGUAGCGCAGUAUUUCUUAGCGUUCGCAUAG